AUGAGAGUAGCAUCUAGUACUUCAGUAGCUUCGCAUCCUACAGCAUCUUCUGUAUCAAUAAUCCCUACUGCAACUCAACAUCUUCCUUCUCCUCUUCCUUCUCACUCUAUAAAUUCUAGUCCUACACAGUCUAUAUCUACAGCAAUGUCUUCAAACCCAACAUCAACAGCAAACAAUUUAUCAAAUCUACCUACUUCUGCAAGUUAUGGUAACUCUGUUUACCCAGCCUUUGCAACCUUUGUCACUCCUACAAAGCAUAGUGGUGUCAAUCCAGUCUACUCAAUCACAGCUAAUUCAAACGUCACUUUCAAAUGGACAUAUUCUUAUUUACUUGUUCAACCUGUCAGCUUGACAUUAAAUGCAGUAGGACCCAACUCAGUCACCUAUCCUAUCACUGUUAUGGAAGGUGCGGCAACUUCUGCUGUAUGGAACUUAGGAAAUGCUUCUACACCAUCAGCACCCUUAAUGAAUGGGUUUUAUAAAAUUCAACUUUAUGAUCAACGAGGUGUAAGUGCUGGCUAUGUACCUGGAUGGUUAUCACCUUGUACAACUUUGUCAGUUGGACUUUAUACACCUGAUUUCUAUGAUCCUUAUACAACAAUCUCGAGCUUUUGUCCUCUUUGCUUUUAUAAUGCAGCUAGUUCUUUCCGUGAAUCAUUUGGACCUAUUAUGAUUACUUUUAGUAUUUCUCUGCUUUCGUCUGUCCUAUUUUUGAUCAAUGUCUUGCGUUAA
Cokeromyces recurvatus is the source of this 732-nucleotide messenger RNA. RefSeq lists its product as uncharacterized. The record is from RefSeq and is a predicted model, not a curated record. NCBI's taxonomy places the organism in Eukaryota, Fungi, Mucoromycota, Mucoromycetes, Mucorales, Mucoraceae. The transcript is spliced from 2 exons. Bases 1 to 732 code for a protein of 243 amino acids.